Molecule: messenger RNA, 2064 nt
Organism: Catharus ustulatus (Swainson's thrush)
Lineage: Eukaryota; Metazoa; Chordata; Aves; Passeriformes; Turdidae
Gene: NEURL4
Product: neuralized E3 ubiquitin protein ligase 4
Exons: 12
Molecular function (GO): ubiquitin protein ligase activity
Source: RefSeq, a predicted model, not a curated record
AUGGCGGCGCCGGGGCCCGGCGGGGGCAGCUCGGGGGGAGCCUCGGGAGGAGCCCCCGGGCCGCCCCCGGAGCUUCACCCCCGCUGCGGGCGCCUCGUGUCGCUGUCGCAGGGCGGGCGCAGCGCGGCCCGGGCCCAGCCGGGCCAGGAGUUCAACCACGGGCUGGUGCUGAGCCGGGAGCCGCUGAGGCCCGGCCGCGUCUUCACCGUGCGCAUCGAUAGGAAGGUCAAUUCCUGGAGUGGCUCCAUCGAGGUGGGCGUCACCGCCCUGGACCCCGCCGAGCUGGAUUUCCCCAGCAGCGCCACGGGUCUCCGCGGUGGUUCCUGGGUGGUGUCCGGCUGCUCGGUGCUGCGGGACGGGCGCUCCCUGCGCGAGGAUUUCGGGCCGGACCUGGACGCGCUGGCCGAGGGCGACCGCGUGGGCGUGCAGGCCACGGCCGGGGGCGAGCUGCGCCUCUGGGUCAACGGCCGCGACUGGGGGGUGGCCGCGGCCGGGCUGCCCCCCCGGGUGUGGGCGGUGGUGGAUCUGUACGGGAAAUGCACCCAGGUCACCGUGGUGGCUCCCGAAGUGGCGCCCGUGGCUACUGGCAUGGAUGCGGCGGCUACCGAGAGCGGGGAGCUGCCGGCGGCGCUGCCCGGGAUGGAGGAGGAGGGGAGCGAGAGCGGAGCGCUGGGCGCCCCCCCCCAGCCCCGCCCGGACAAAUUCCCCGACAGCCUGGAGCCACCAGGGGGCGCCCCGUCCCUGACCAACGAGGCGCUGCUGUUCCACGAGAAGUGCGGGGCCCUCAUCAAACUCAGCAACGGGCACAAAACGGCCGAGAGGCGGCGGCCGCUGGACGAGUUCAACAACGGCGUGGUGCUCACCAACAGGCCCCUGAGGGACGGGGAAAUGUUCGAGAUCCGCAUUGACAAACUGGUGGACAAAUGGUCGGGGUCCAUCGAGAUCGGGGUCACCGCCCACAACCCCAACAGCCUGGAGUACCCGGCCACCAUGACCAACCUGCGCUCAGGGACCAUCAUGAUGAGCGGCUGCGGGAUCCUGACCAACGGCAAAGGGACGCGCCGGGAGUACUGCGAGUUCAGCCUGGACGAGCUGCAGGAGGGCGACCACAUCGGGCUGACCAGGAAGGCAAACAACGCCCUGCAUUUCUACAUCAAUGGUGUGGAUCAAGGAGUGGCCACCACGCUGACCCCGCAGCAGGUCUAUGGCGUCGUUGACCUGUACGGCAUGGCGGUCAAGGUGACCAUCGUGCACAACCACAACCACAGCGACCGCCUGCGCCGCAACAACGCCAUCCUGCGCGCCCUGUCCCCCGAGGGGACGCUGGGGACACCGCGCCGGCCACCCCCGGCCACCGCCACCAACCCCGCCCCGCCCCCGCGGCUGCUCUUCCACCCCAACUGCGGCCAGAAGGCGGCCGUGGUCAACGAGGGCCGGACGGCGCUGCGGCCGCAUGCCACGGAUGACUUUAACCACGGCGUGGUGCUGAGCGCGCGGCCCCUCGGGGACAACGAGCUGUUCCAGGUGCGGCUGGACAAGAUGGUGGACAAGUGGGCGGGGUCCAUCGAGAUCGGCGUCACCACCCACAACCCGGCCUACCUGCAGCUGCCAUCAACCAUGACCAACCUGCGCUCAGGCACGUGGAUGAUGACCGGCAACGGCGUCAUGCACAACGGCACCACCGUGCUGGACGAGUACGGCCACAACCUCGACCGCCUCAAGGCGGGGGACACGGUGGGGGUGGUGCGCAGGGACGACGGGACGCUGCACUUCUUCGUCAACGGAGCCCCCCAGGGCCCUGCGGCCUGGAACGUCCCCCCCAACGUCUACGCCGUGGUGGAUCUGUACGGGCAGGCGGCGCAGGCCACCAUCGUGGAGGAGGGAGAGGUGGCGGCGCUGUCGGGGGACGGCUCCGAGGGUGACAGCGCCGGGGACAGCCCCGACAGCGCCACCCCGGGGACGUCCCCGAGCGACCUGCGCUUCCACCGGCUGCACGGCGCCAACGCCGUCAUCACCAACGGCGGCCGCACCGCGCUGCGCCAGAACUGCCGAUCGGAGUUCAAC